AUUCUAUAGGCUAUACAAUAUUGUGUGUUGCGCAGAUGUGUGCAUUAUUAUACUGUAAUAAACAGAAUCAAGAUGAUUAAAAAUUCCUGAGCGCAUGUACAGGCGGAAAUCCCGCAUCACCAUCAUCAUCUCUCGCUCUUGUAUUUUUUUCCCCGGCACUUUUACUUUAUUCCCGCGUCAAUAAUCCUUCAGGACACCGACCUACGCGGAAGGACUCGAAAUCCGCCUUGAAUCGCGUCGUUUUAGAGGUUUGGUAGCGACGAGGAACAGACAGCGCGCGGAGAGGGGAGGGAUGAGUCAAUGCAACUAAUAAUUUAAUGGGGACAGAGCGAGAGAGAGAGAGAAAGAGAGAGAGAGGGGAGGGAGAGAGAGACACACACACACACACACACACACACACAGAGAGAGAGAGAGAGAGAACAGAACAGAAGGGAAACAGAAAGAAAAGGACCGUACGCGAAUUGUUUGAAUGUAACAAAUGGAACCAGCGCGAGAUACAAUGUAGCGCUGAUUAAAGGCAGGAAUGCGCGGAAUGCUUUGAUGUUGCGUUCGACGUUCGAAAGUGUAUCGCGGACUUUUAAAGCUGUUUUUGGGCAUCCGCAUAUCGGCUUGAGAUGAGAAGGCAGAUCGCCGUGGCUUCGGUGCUGUUGUUCGGACAGAUGAGAGGCGAUUUAUGUGCAUUUUGUUUUCACAUAGGCUCGUUGUGUUGACGCAGAAUGGGAUAUGUCGGGAACGCGGACGGUUACUUUUAUUUUUGACGGUUAUUUUGAGCACAGAACGGACGAUCGUCCCGGUGGAUGUACCUCCGUGGUCGCCAAUAAACUCUAUUGAACUCUAUAGACUUUUUGGAGGUCGCUGCAAAAAAAUUUUCAUUUCAUGCAUCUACAUUUUUCUUUAGAUUUCUUUAGAUUUUAAGUAAUAGAAAUAGACAUUGCUGUGGAUAGAGAGUUCUAAGUUUAUCAUAUGCUGAAAUGAAUGACUCAAUCUGCAAUAUAUAACGUCUUGCUAUGGAAGAUAUGGAAGUUUCGUAUGUUUUAGAAUAGAAUAGUUGUCAUUUUUUCAUCACUGGAGGAGUGUUGACACAAGACUGAUAUUGGAGUGAAUCAAAGUGAAGUUUUACCUCCUCCUGCCAAAACUUGAAGGCGCUGUUCAACUAGAACUCCUUAUUUGCACGUCUUAAAGUGGUGACCGUGAGUAGUGGCGCUGAGAACCAUGGAGCAUCUCAGCGAGUCAUGCCUGGGGAAGGAGAACUGUGAGAUGGUCAAUAAUAUGAAUGACACCAAGGCCCCUCCAGCCAAGCUGGCCCGCCUUGAACAGAAUGGAAGCCCGCUGGGAAGGUCUCGACUAGGCAGCACUGGAGCUAAACUUUCCGGAGUGCCCUUCAAACCCCCAGGACAUCACCUGAAGGCCUGUCACAAGAGGGGUAACAUGCUGCCUGUGUUUUGCAUAGUGGAGCAUUACGAGAGCCCCAUCGAGUUCGACAGCAAAGAGGAACAUGCUGAAUUCGUGCUGGUCCGAAAGGACAUGCUUUUUAAUCAGUUGAUUGAGAUGGCCCUGCUCUCGCUGGGUUACUCGCACAGUUCUGCUGCACAGGCUAAAGGUUUGAUUCAGGUGGGCAAGUGGAACCCCGUGCCUCUCUCCUAUGUGACGGAUGCGCCCGACGCCACAGUGGCAGACAUGUUACAGGAUGUGUACCAUGUGGUCACGCUGAAAAUCCAGCUUCACAGUUGUCCUAAACUGGAAGAUCUUCCGCCUGAGCAGUGGACCCACUCUACAGUAAGAAAUGCCCUCAAGGAGUUACUCAAAGACAUGAACCAGAGCUCUCUGGCUAAAGAAUGUCCUUUAUCACAGAGUAUGAUUUCUUCAAUUGUUAACAGCACUUACUAUGCAAAUGUUUCUGCGGCGAAGUGUCAAGAAUUUGGACGCUGGUAUAAACAUUUCAAGAAGACAAAAGACAUGAUAGUCGUGCGCCAGCCCUCCCAGCUGGAGGGAUACCUGGGGUCGUGUGUCCUGCACGACAGUCCACGUGCCACCACAUUAGCCGAGAUGGACGGCCUCUCUGAUCUUUCUCCACCCGGAACCAACCACCUCAGCUUCAGCCAGCAGCCCAUUCCGGGCAGCACCGCGGAGCAGCCCCCAUCCCCGGUUCCCCUGUCCCACAGCAGUCAGGCCCCUGGAAGGGCUCAGCUCCCCGGUCUCCAUCCCGGCCUUGUGUCCACGCCUAUCAGCCCUCAACUGGUGAACCAGCAGAUCGUCAUGGCUCAGAUCCUUAACCAGCAGUAUGCCGUUAACCGCCUCCUUGCUCAGCAGUCGCUGAGUCAGCAGUACCUAAACCACCCGCCUGUCAACCGUGCGCUCAACAAACCGCUCGACGCGCAGGUGUCAUCCAACUCCGAGGUCUCCUCUGAGAUCUACCAGUGGGUGAGGGAUGAGCUGAAGAGGGCGGGCAUCUCGCAAGCAGUAUUUGCCCGGGUCGCCUUCAACAGGACGCAGGGUCUUCUGUCUGAGAUUCUCAGAAAAGAGGAAGACCCCAAGACAGCAUCUCAGUCUCUCCUCGUCAACCUACGAGCGAUGCAGAACUUCCUGCAGCUUCCUGAGGUGGAGCGAGAUCGCAUCUACCAGGACGAGAGGGAGCGUAGCUUGACCGCGGCCUCUGCAAUGGGGCCCGCACCCCUCAUUAGCACCCCUCCCAGUCGCCCUGUCCAGCCCAGAAGAGAAGAGUGUAACAAUGUGAGACCUGAGGACUGGAAUCCAAGAAUUCCUGUGGGCAUCUCUCCUGUGAAGCCAAGCCCUCUGUCCUCCGAGUGGAACGGGAAGUCUGAGAACUGUGUGUUAAACAUCAACUCGUCCAUCUAUGAUGAAAUCCAGCAGGAGAUGAAGAGAGCCAAAGUGUCCCAGGCCAUGUUUGCCAAGGUCGCAGCAUCAAAGAGCCAGGGCUGGCUUUGUGAACUCCUGCGCUGGAAGGAAGACCCGUCCCCGGAGAACCGCACACUCUGGGAGAACCUUUCUAUGAUCCGCCGGUUUCUCAGUCUGUCCCAAUCAGAACGGGACAUCAUAUACGAGCAGGAGAGCAAUGGAGGCCAGCAGCAUCAUGCCGACAGACCCGCUCACAUGCUGCACAUGCCCACAGACCCCCUACAGGCUCAUCAACAGCCGUCCUCUCAACUCCAGGUGCCCCUGCCCUUGCCGCACCCCUCCCAGCCGCCUCUGUCCCAGCAGCCCUUACAACAGCAACAACAGCAGCAGAUGGGACCGCGGCUCCCCCCGCGACAGCCCUCUACGGCUUCACCCGCCGAGUCUGAGGACGACAACCGCUGCAAGAGUCGCCAGGGCAACCGCAUCUCCAUGGAGGCACUGGGCAUCCUGCAGAGCUUCAUCCAGGACGUGGGGCUUUAUCCGGACGAGGAGGCCAUCCACACCCUCUCGGCCCAGCUGGACCUGCCCAAACACACCAUCAUCAAGUUCUUCCAAAACCAGCGCUUCUAUAUCAAUCAUGCCGGCAAGCUGAAAGAAGCAACCUUCGGGUUCCCCUCCAACAACAACAGCAACAACAACAAAGACGAGGGCCUGACAGACUUGAAUGAGGGUGGGUUGUUAACGGAGCUUGACGAUAGCGUCCAGACCAACAGCACAAUGUUCUCCAUCAAAAUUGAAGAGCACCUGGCAUCCGAAACGCACGCCCAGGGCCAGGCCCAAACUGAGCAGGAGGCUAAAGAGUGACGGUGACCUCGCGGAUGUCUUUGUUUGCAUUGAAAUCUUAUUCUCAUACCUCUGCCGUUCUCGCUGUCUGUGUUCCAUGGGCGAAACUGUAAGACUUUUAACAUGAGACUGAAUAAUGCAGAGGUGAUUAACUUUCACAGUUUUGUAAAGUGUGUAUGAUUUCACUGUAAAGACUCGUGCAUUAUUUCAAUAAUCUGCACAACUAAACAAAAUCUUAAAAAAAAAAAAAAAAACAAUUUUAAAUUAAUCUUAAAGGGAUAGUUCACCCCAAAAAAUUAUUCUGUCAUUAUUGACUCACCCUCAUGUGGUUCCAAACCAGUAUGCCUCUCUCACAUGGAAAGAAGGUUCAUUUCUGAAGAAUAUCUUGCCCCAAGUCACCAUUUAUAUCCAUAUAAUGAAAGUGAAUGGAGACUGAGGCUGUCAAGCUCCAACAUGUUAAAAAUGUAAUAUGUAUAAAGAGAUUUUCUGUGUUGAACGACAUUAAUUUGGGUUUCUUUGUCAUAUAAAGCUAUCAAAUGGCUUCAGAAGACUUGAAAUGCAAGAGUCAUAUGGGCUACAUUUAUUAUACUUUUUAGAGCUUUUCUUGUUGUUUCGAAGCUUUAAAGCCCCAGUCCUCACUCCCUUUCAUUAUACACUGCAAACAUUAUUGUCUUACUCAGUAUUUUUGUCUUGUUUUCCAGUGAAAGAAUCUAUACAUCCUGAAAGCAAGAUGAAUUUACUUGAAAAGCAAAAUGGCACAAGAUAUUAGGACUUGUUUUCAGAGUAAUCUGACCACAUUUGGUGCAAUUCAUGCUUUACACAAGUAAAAACCAUUCGCCAAUGGGGUAAGAAAAAUGUGCUUAAUUUGAAAGGAAAGCAAGCUUUUUUUUUCUGACCCCAUUGCCGAUUUUCUUUUUUUAUCUCUGAAAAUAAGAGUCAAUACGUCAUUUUGCAAAUCAAGUAAAAGUAUCUUGUUUUAAGUAUGUUUAGGUGUCUUUGCAUACUGAUAAGUAAGUGAUUUUUUGCAGUGUAUGGCCUGAGUGGCCGAGAUAUUUAUUUAAAAAAAAAAAUCAUCUUUUUGUUGCAUGGAAGAAAAAAGUCAUACGUGUUUUCAAGUCAAACGUGAGUGUUAGUAAAUAAUUCCGGAAUUUUCAUUGAUUGGGUGAACUAUUUCUUUAAGUCAACAGUAUGUUGCUGUGGAUAUUUGCCGACUGCCCUUGUUGUCUGUUUUUACACUGAUUUCGAACUACUGAUUUUAAAAAAGGAAUAGUCAGCGGAGUUUGAUAGACUUUGAUGUUUACGUAUGUGAUGGUAACUGGAUCAUUUUAAAUGCAUGAUAUUGGAGAAAAGGGGUAGACAAAGGCCUUAAUGAUGAGGUACUGGGUCGAAGCACUGCUGGCUUAUGAGUCAUUCUCUUUGAAAUAAAAAGAAGAAUCGCUCCGUCUCUGAAUCCUUUCGACCUGCUGGUAAACCGGUGAAAACGGCUCAAUCUUAUUAUUUGGUUUGAAGAAUUAUAAAUAUAUAUAUAGACAUAUAUUAAUUGUAAAAAAAGAUAUAUACAGUCUUAAACUAUGCCAACGAAUGCCUUGUACUAUAUACUGUAUGGCACUGCCGAUGUUAGAUUAUUUAGCAAAACUUUGGUCACUGUAAAAUCCUGGAUUUCCACAGUUUGAAAUGUGAAUCACAACCUCGUUUUCAGCAUCGUCUCGGCAUCGUCCGGCAUUAUUUAUUUUUCGGUUCACGCCGCGUUCUGACGUAGUCAUGUUUUCCGAACAUUUUACCGCCACCUGACGCUUUUCGUUUUACUGAUCUUUUUCUAUUUAUAAAUGUCGUUUUGAUGGGCAGUAAAAUCAGAAAGUGUCUUAAGCGUUUUAAAUUGAAAAUGUGCUUUAACAGUUGCCUAAAAAAAGUGCUGUGUGUCGAGCAACUCAAGCGAGCUUCACAAUUAAUGUUGUAUGCAAUUUUUACCAUCAUGCAAAUAAGCGUAGGUAAAACGACUAACCUAUAGAUCACCUUAGAGAUGAAAACAUAUGCAAUUGGUGUGAAAUUGAUGUUUUCAAUGUGUCUUCCUUUGGUUAAUGAUCCAAUUCCUGUAUAAAUAUGAUGUAUAAAAAAAAGUGUUUCUUUUUUAUGAGUUUAUCGCAAUGAGAACACCAGUUAUUUUGUUACGACUGACUGUUUUAUAAGUGUUUCUCUGUUUCUUUAUGCAGAAAUGUUCUAACUAGGAGUGGUUGCUGAUUGUUAAUGACACAAUUAAACCGUUUGUAUUGUACUUCUGAAUCUUUGCGUUAAUGUGACGAUGCAUUAAAGAUAUCCACAGCACAGGCUGAAUUUAAAAAGCUAGCCGAGACGUUCUUGUUGGUCUUUCCAGUAUUAUAUAAGGAAUACCCUCCUGGGGGGGUGGGGCUGGAUAAAGUCAUAUUAAAGGUGUGUUUGAGGGUAAAUAGAUGGCAGGUGUUAAUGCUUUGUUAAUAAGAUGAUCUGCAGGGAUUGGAGGUGUAAAUCUGUGAAGGUGUGUUGACUUCUCAGUGAACUCCAGGUGAAGAGCUGCAUAUGGAAAACUACCUUGCAGAUAUGGAGAACCAUCCACAUGGAGGUAAAACAUCAGUGACCUCACAGAUGUAAUCACAGAUUCCUUUUUCCCUAAACACAUAAGCACAUCACAAAUGUUUUGUUGUAUUUGCAGACAUUGUUAGGGAUGAUUAAUGAAAAGAUCUUAAUAUACUGUAUUCUUUCAAGAGCAAACAAUUACAGCUGACUUGAAGAGGAGGAUAUAAGCACGAUUUUAAAAAAUGCAAAUCAAGGAUUGCUCUAAACUGUUUAAUAUACUCUUGUGCAUAUGUAUUUAUAUGUAUAAUGAAAAGCCAUUGCUUUGGCAAAACAAAUGAAACAAACUUUGUAUAUGCAUAUACAUGAGGCAGGAGAUAGGAUACAUGCAAGUCUGUACAUAACUGUAAUAUAUAUGAAAGCGAAAUGCAUAACUGCAGGUCUGCAGAUUGUUUGCUAAAUAAAACACAAUUUUUUCUUGUCAAACAGACAGCAGUUUAGCAAAUGGGGGCCUAACUUGGAAGGUUUUUGUUUAUUUAAAGGUUUUUGACGUUUACUAUUUUAAUGUGUACACUAACAGGUAUCACAGUUUCAUGAAAAUGUUAAAUAAAGUUCCUUGUACCAUGGAGGCCCCUGAGUGAAAUGUAUUCCAA
Molecule: messenger RNA, 6899 nt
Organism: Xyrauchen texanus (razorback sucker)
Lineage: Eukaryota; Metazoa; Chordata; Actinopteri; Cypriniformes; Catostomidae
Product: DNA-binding protein SATB1-like
Exons: 13
Coding region: 1213-3720 (835 amino acids)
Biological process (GO): regulation of transcription by RNA polymerase II; chromatin remodeling
Molecular function (GO): DNA-binding transcription factor activity, RNA polymerase II-specific; RNA polymerase II cis-regulatory region sequence-specific DNA binding
Source: RefSeq, a predicted model, not a curated record